Ruditapes philippinarum (Manila clam) is the source of this 5805-nucleotide messenger RNA. RefSeq lists its product as uncharacterized. Lineage: Eukaryota; Metazoa; Mollusca; Bivalvia; Venerida; Veneridae. Gene Ontology annotation, biological process: lipid transport; lipoprotein metabolic process. The record is from RefSeq and is a predicted model, not a curated record. Gene Ontology annotation, molecular function: lipid binding. Gene Ontology annotation, cellular component: extracellular region; membrane. Bases 955 to 3726 code for a protein of 923 amino acids. The transcript is spliced from 11 exons.
CGUUUGCGUUAUCUUUAAAGAGAUACACUUGUUUUUCAUUUCACGGCCUGUCUAUAAUAUAUGUGGAUUAUGCAUAAAAUUAACAUAAAUUUGCGCUAGUACGGUCGCAUGUUUUGCAAACAUAUACUUCUACAAAACAGAGGAUUGUAAAUAACGACAAUUAUCACAUCAGAUCGUUUUAAAUAAAGUAUCCUGAUUUUCUUUAAAUUCAGAAAUCAUAUUAUUUUAAAUAUACGGAAGUGUAAAUGCUUCGAAACAAAUGGCACAAAAUUAAACGUUUAAAGGGCACAAAUAACAAACAGAAUAUUAAUGAGCAAUAUGACAGAUCAGACAUUUCUUUAAGAAGAGAAAAGUGUUGAUUAAGGUAAGACUUAAUAUCAUCAAUAAUUGUUUAUUUUAUUACUUUCUAAAAUUGAUUAAUCAUUGCAAUUCCGAUCACCAAAUGAAAGUGAUUUUGUUGGAUAACUAUCUGUCUAUCAAUCAACUCAGUGCGGAAACUUUACAUGUUAAAACAAUUGCUACAAAGCAAGAGUCUAGCGACCGUUAUGACAUUACUCUAUACAAAACAAACAUAAUUAUCAAAAUAUUUUAAAUACAAGAAUGUUGUUAUAACCGAAUAUCAUGAUUAGCAAAUUAUUCUGAGUGCAUAUGAUUUAAAAUGUUUAUCGACAUCGCGAAAAUAGAAAAGUUUGAAAAAUUCUGAAACUAACAAAUUACAUUUUAAUAUGUAAAUAUUAUCCUAAAUUUUUAUAAAAUGAUAAAAAAAUAGUUUCUAAGUUGUCACAAAUUUAUAAUUAUUUAAUACAUCAUUUAAAUCAUGUUAAUAAAAACAGAAUAUUUUGGUUGGUUUCAUGUUAUUUUGCCAUGACUGAGGGCGCAAUAAUUUUCGCAUUUUGCAUAAUGAGCAGUGGAUGAGUGCAAAAAGACGUAAACAAGUGCUCAGAGGCUUUCAAGAUGGCUGCUGAUGAUUGUGUACCUGAAAGCGUAGAUGAAGCGCUAAGAUCUGAAAAAGAAAAUAGGGUGAUACAAGAUAAUGGUUAUCCUUUGUUCGACUGCCUUGCACGGACUAUCAGAUCAGUUUUAGAUACCAAAAGUCGAUACAAAUGCAAAAACGGCGAUGCUAAUGAUAGCGCGACUCAAGUUAAUACGAUGGAAAUGUAUACGUCCUCAGUCUACCUACAUGAAAAGGUUGUAGAUCUACUCUUGACGCAUGCGGCACAUAUUAUGCCUGUCUUGUCAUUACUUUGUGACAACGUUCCUACAGCAGCUAUGCAGAACGAACAGGAAAUGAGCAAAGAGCAAGAAAAACAUUUGGAGACUUUUUAUCAAACUGUGAUUACGGACUGUUUAUUCGGAACAUAUGAUUCUUUUCCCAUGCUUUGUCUCUAUGCUGCGGCGACUUGCUUACAAACACCUAUUUAUAUCCUUUGCGAAAACCAGAUAGGUAAAAUGCAAUGGGCUUACUAUCAGCCUUUAUUAAAAUGUGACGGUCAACCAGAUGGAUUCGAGUAUUUGACAAUGUUCAUGUCAUCACAAAAGAAGUUCCAUGCGAUAGUAUCAAACGAUGGGAAAGCGGGCAUACCAAUUGCUAAAGGACUGGUUGGCAUGUAUUACUCCAUACUUGAAGACACGUUAGUAACAAGCAUCAUGGUACCAGAUGAGUUACAGAACUUACAGAUAGCAGACAAAAUUAAGAUGUGUGAACAACUUGAUCAUGAAAUAUUUCAGCAAUGCUGUGAUUUGUUUUGUAAAGAAAACGUUGUUCAGAAAGAAGACUACGACAGAAUGACAGCACAUCGAGCUGACAGGUCAGAGUUUACCCGAUUUGUCGAAAACUCACCGGAUGCCUUCAAAAUUGUCUGUCAGGUUUUAAUUAAACGUCGUAAACGGACUUUCUUAGAACCGUACAUUAGGAACUGGACUGAAUUCGGAUAUCUAUCAACAGAUGAAACAACUUUGUUGAGAAAUAUGGCGACUGACUUUGACAUGUCAGGUCGUGAUAAUUUGGAGCUUGAAAAAGUUAAACAAACACUCAUUUGCGAAAAUCAAAGUAGAAUUGUUAAAAGCAAUGGUUUGUCUAUGUUUGAGUGUAUUGCUGAUGGUGUCAAAUCGGCUUUGAUAGCUCAAGGUCAAAAUGUAAAUGGUAGAAUAAUAAAUAUAAAUACUUUACAAAAAUGCACUGACAAAAACUACCUUCAUAAGGCAGUUAUAGAUAUACUGUCUAAGUAUGCGGAACAGUUUAUCCCCCACUUGCAAUUACUUUGUGGGAAUAUUCCAAAAGCAGCUAUGGCAACUGGACAGAACAGAAACAAAGACCAAACAAAGGUUUUGAAGAAUUUCUAUCAGAGUGUGGUUAAUGAUUGUAAAGACUUUAAAGCAUGCCAUUCAUAUGCUGAUCUAUUUAUUUAUGCUGUGGCGACUUACCUACAUACACCUAUAUAUAUCCUUAGCAAAAACCAGAAUGGAAAAAUGCAAUGGGUUUACUAUCAGCCGUUAUUCGAAAGUAAUGGUCCAAUAGGCUUCAAGUACUUGACAAUGUUCGUGUCAUGCCAUGGGAAGUUCCAUACAAUAGUGUCAGACAAUGGAAACGCAGAAAGACCAAUUGCUACAGGACUGAUUGAAACGCCAGAGACAAACACCAGAAUAUUAAAUGUGUUAGAAAACUUGCCAGCGGUUGACAAACAUAACCUGUAUACAGAGCUUAAACAUGAGGUAGUUUUGGAAUGCUGUCGAUCGUUUAGGAAAGAGAAACUUAUUGAGAAACAAGAUUACGACAGAAUAACUGCAAAUCGAGCAGACAGGUCAGAGUUUAUACGGAUCUUGGAAAAGUCAGAGGCUGCAUUCAGUAUUGUCUGUCAGAUUUUACUACAACGCCGUGAAAAGGAAUUUCUUGAGCUUGAGCCUUACAUUUGCAAAUGGAAUGUAUUCGUUCGAUCAUGUGACUUCCUUGCAAAGUUUGAUGCUUUGAGAGCGCUGGAUAAUGCAAUACGUAAUAGAAGUAUUUGCGUGUCGGCUUUUGUGGAUUCUUGCAAAGCCGGGGGCCAAGAGUUAGAUGAAAGAAGGAAGAAUGUAAACACAAAAGUCAUAGCAAGCUCGGCAGUCGGCAUUGGAUCUGGGGGUUUGAUCAUUUUAGGAAUUUUACUUACUCCUAUUAGUUUUGGUGCAUCGUUAGGUUUAAGUGUCGCUGGAGCGGCUCUUGGUGUUAUUACUGGGGGUACAGCAGCAGGUGUAAGGACACAUGAAGCUGUGAAACAGAACUCUAGAAUUACUGAUAUCAAGGCGGAACAAGAAGAAUUUCAGUCAAAGGAACAGAGAGUAGCUUCAAUGCUUAAAAAGGUUGAUGAAUAUUUUACAACAGAAAUUGCAAAUUCUAGCACCGCGGACGCUGAAUGUCCCGGAAUAAGCAGACGCGGUUUUCUUGCUAUUGGAUCAGCUUUACGAGCUGGUAAGGGUGCAGCCGGAAUAAUUAUUGCAGCAGUUCGGGUAGGGACAACAGCCGCAAGUAUAGCAGCACACGUUCUUGGACCUGUUUCCAUAGUGGCCGAUGCUGUAUUUCUAGCAGAAGCAGCGCAUAAUAAACACAAAGGGGAUAAAACAAACGCAGGUGAAAUGUUGCAGGAGAUGGCUGAAACAGUUGAAGUAAAGUGUAGAAUAAAGUGUAAAAUAUUUAACGACAUGCUGCGUGGGAAUUGCAAGGAAAAUGAAAGAUUACUUCGUUGGGACUAGGAAGAUAAGUCAUAUAUCGCAGAAAAGAAAGCUGAACGUUCUGAAUAUCAUUACGCAAAGUGUAUUUCUGACAUUCCUAUAAAGUUUCAUGACUCUAGGUCAAAUACUUUUUGAGCUACAUGCGACAGAAUUCGAAAAAUGGAAUUUUUUUCUUAGUCAAGGGCAAUAACUCUGACAAAGCAGAGUUACUCCACAAACAAAACAACAGGUGCAAACCGUCACAUGUUUUUCAACAUUCCUGUAACAUGUCAUAACUAUGAGUCCUUUCCGUGACACAAGUUGAAAAUUGUAAACAAAAAACUAAGUCGAGGAUAAUAACUCUACAAAUUCUGAUUAAAUUCACACACCAACACGCAGGUGCACAGCUAAACAUGCUGACCAACAUUCCUGUAAUGUGUCAUGACUCUAGGUCAAAUACUUUUUGAGCUUUGUGCGACACAACAUGGAAACGGACGGACGGAAGUACGGACGAACAAGGGUUAAUCUUAAUCUCCAAUUUUUAGAGUAAAAUUUUAAAAGUAUUGUACUGGUACUGAUUACAUCUUUGAUAUUACCGACCCAUUAUUUUAUAUAUUUUUAUUAACGAAAAGUGCAUCAAAUUAACAAGCGAAGCAGGUGCGUACUCAAUGAAAUGACUCCUUAAUACAUCUUUUUGUUAAGAUUAAAUACAUCUAAUCGUUGUGAUAAACGUGUGUGCUUGAAAAAAAAAACGAUUCUGAUGACACUCACUCAUUGAUCUUUUUUCUACCGUCAAUCUGAAAUAAUUCUAGGAAUUUCUGAGGUUUAUGUUUUGUCUUGGGUAGAGUAAUUUAAUGUUGUUGUUUUUUCUUGAGUUAGUAUAUCUCCGAUGUUAAGCCUAAAUCAUUUAAAAUUCGAAAUUUCGUUCGGUUCUAAGCAUUUGUAUUUCCCAAGUUGUUGGCCCCGGAAAAAUAAAACGCAUACGUAAAACAUGUAGAAUUGGAUAAAUACCGUCCAAGCACAAGGAUUUAAUGUAUGAGUUUUGUAUUAAAUCUGUUUAAAAAUUUAUGCUAUAAUAGCGUCAAAUCACGUUUAUUUAAGAAAUUACAUCGGCCUGACAGGUGUAUAUCGGCUAUUUAACACCGGUUUGGAGUUUUGAUGCGUAGGAAUUGACCACGAAGGCCAUAGGCCUUUUAUCAAGUUUUCAACAAUAAAAACUUACGUCGUAUGGUGUUUACAUCAGUGCCGCAUUUAUCAUUCGUGUAUGUAUGAAAUAACGUCAGCUUGUUUAUGAAUGAGUUGUUUAUUUAGGAUGACGUCAUUACGCUGCUUACGGAUUGGCGCCGUUUUGUCAAAAUAUUUAUUAACUGAUAUGGAUCUAAUAUGUGGCGUUAGUGUAUGUGAGAUAUUAUUUCGGUAUUGUAAGAAAAGAAAACAUUAUACGAACUGAAAAAAAAUGCUUUUUAUUGUUGCUUUAAAAUGUUUUGUAAACUAUACAAUCGAGGGUGAAAAUAUAACAGCGAAUAUACAAGUAGUCCCUAACUGGUGUUUAUUGGCAAUUUAACACCAGUUUUUUUUCCUUCUUUGUCUAUAGUGACAAAAUCACGUGAGUGUUAGUAUUCGUGAUAUAACGCCUGCAUAGUCCCUCGGAACUGUUGGAGCCCUCGCCCUACCGGGCUCGGGCACCAACCGUUCCUCGGGACAAUGCAGACGUUAUAACACGGAAAAACGUGCGUUAACCGUAAACGUAUUUCCAUGUACACAAAAUGAUUUAAGUUUUUAAUCAGUUCAUGUUUCUGUUUUUUUAUAUGUUUUAAUGAUUUUAUAUAUAUAUUCAAUCAUACCUUUCCUUACAUUCUUCCUUUCUUUUAGCAUUUCACCAUAAUUUACCUUAGUUUUUCUAUAGUGAUAAUUCAACAAUCUAUUAUUCUCUUAUUCUUUGUUGUACAUUUUAAGAGCUUACAUCUAACCGCAACAUUUUUGUAUCUUUAUCUUGAAAAUUACUUUUACUGGAGAGGAAUUGAUAUAAGUAUUUAUUUACUUGUUUAACAAUCCAGUCUGAAUUACAUUGUUGUGCAAUGUUUGUAAAUGUAAUUUAUGUACAAUUUAUUGAAUAAAUAA